This is a messenger RNA of Carassius auratus (goldfish), 4938 nucleotides long. RefSeq names its product STE20-like serine/threonine-protein kinase. Gene Ontology annotation, biological process: protein phosphorylation. The record is from RefSeq and is a predicted model, not a curated record. NCBI's taxonomy places the organism in Eukaryota, Metazoa, Chordata, Actinopteri, Cypriniformes, Cyprinidae. Gene Ontology annotation, molecular function: protein serine/threonine kinase activity; ATP binding. The transcript is spliced from 21 exons. Bases 1 to 3435 code for a protein of 1144 amino acids.
AUGAGAAAUCGUGGAGAACUUGGGGAUGGAGCCUUUGGGAAAGUCUACAAGGCUCAGAACAAACAGACCGGGAUCCUGGCUGCAGCUAAAGUGAUCGACACCAAAACAGAAGAGGAGCUGGAGGACUACAUGGUGGAGAUCGACAUCCUCGCCUCCUGUGACCAUCAGUACAUAGUCAAACUGCUGGAUGCUUUCUAUUAUGAGAGCAAACUAUGGAUUCUCAUUGAGUUUUGUGCUGGAGGAGCAGUGGAUGCUGUGAUGUUGGAGCUGGAGCGGGCAUUGACAGAGCCUCAGAUCCGGGUUGUGUGUAAACAUACUCUGGAGGCGCUGGCUUACCUCCAUGAGAAUAAGAUUAUACACCGGGACCUAAAAGCUGGAAAUAUUCUCUUUACAUCAGAUGGAGAAGUCAAAUUGGCUGACUUUGGAGUGUCUGCAAAGAAUACAAAGACCCUUCAGAGAAGAGACUCUUUCAUUGGAACACCAUACUGGAUGGCACCCGAGGUGGUGAUGUGUGAGACGUCAAAGGACAGACCGUAUGACUACAAAGCAGACAUCUGGUCCCUGGGGGUGACUCUGAUCGAGCUGGCACAGAUCGAGCCGCCUAACCACGAGAUGAACCCAAUGAGAGUCCUGCUAAAAAUAGCAAAGUCUGAGCCCCCCACACUUGCAAUUCCAUCACGAUGGUCUCCUGAGUUCAGUGAUUUCCUGCGGAAAGCACUGGAUAAAAAUGUAGACAACAGGUGGAGUGCACUGCAGCUCUUACAGCAUCCAUUUGUUUCAAAUGUGAUGGAUAACAAACCAGUGCGAGAGCUGAUUGCUGAGGCUAAAGCCGAAGUGUUUGAGGAGUUUGAAGAGGGCAAAGAGGAAGAGGAAGAAGAAGAGCCAGAGUCCCAGCUGGUGGUGUCUGGACACAAACGUGCAUUAUCGGACACCAGCGUCGGCAGCUUGGAGGACGAGAGGCAGUAUCAGAACACAUCAACUCUCGAGUCAGUCACAGAGAAGGCUGAACCUGAAAGAAAGCCCAGUUCAGAGGAUCAAGUUAGUGAUAAGACCUCUGACAUGAUGGCGGAUGCCAGCAAACCCAACCAUGCUAAGGAUGAGAAGGUAAAGGAGGCCAGUCCAUCAGACACCAGCACUGAGGAAUCACGUUCUGGUGAGAAGGCUAUUUCAAAACACCAAGAAUCUCCCACACCUGUGACCACAGAAGUAGAAAUUUCUGGUCAGCCAAAUCCUCAAGUGUCAAAUGACACUGUCCUCCAAGAGAUCGUAACCGUCAGUGAGGAAACUGGGGAGGAAGAAAAGAAGGAAGUGAAGGUGGAAGAGCAACCAAAGGAGAAACAAGAAGAGUGUAAAGAAACACAGCAAGAAGCCAAAAUGCAAAACACCACAGAUGAUGAAGACAAACCUACCCUGCCUUCAGAUAUAGCUGAACCAGAGAACAAAUCUGAUGGGGUUACUGAAGAAGUGAUCACAAAACCAAUUGAGGUUGCAGAAAAAACUGAAGACAAAAUUGAGAAAGAGGAAGAAAUUAAUAAAAAGGAACCAACAGAAGAGUUAGAGGAGGCGCAAACUGAAAUUUCACCAGAUGUUUCUACAGAAGAGGUAAAGGAGGAUCUUCCUCCAGUGGCAACAGUGGACCAAGAAAAAGCUGGAGAUAAGGGUGAGAGUUCAGAACCCAAAGAAGAUCUUGCAGCCAAGGGGGUAGAUGUAGAAGAGGAAAACAUUGUGAAUGAAUUCCCUGUUGUUGUCAUCAAUGGUAUAAGAGAAGAUGAGGUCAGCGCAAUGGAGGAACCUCAAGAAGCCCAUGAAGACAGACCAGAGAUCCAGGAAGCAUCUACCAUGCCUGAGAGUGACCAGAAUGCAGAGGUUGCGAAAGCUGAUGUUGAAAAGGAAAAAGACUCUGAUUCAGGCAGCAGUUCUGCUGCAGAUACUAACAGCAUUGACAUUAAUCUGUCAAUCUCCAGCUUCCUCUCCAAAAGCAAAGAAGGAUCUCUUUCAGUACAGGAUAUCAAGCGCCAAAAGAAAACACUGAAAAAGACUCGCAAGUUUAUGGUCGACGGGGUGGAAGUCAGUGUCACAACAUCCAAAAUGGUCACCGACAAUGACACCAAGAGUGAGGAACUGAGAUUUUAUAGGCGUCAGGAGUUACGAGAACUGAGGUUGCUGCAAAAAGAGGAGAAAAGAGCUCAACAGCAGCUUACCGAUAAACUACAGCUGCAGAAAGAGCAGCUCUUCAGGCGCUUUGAGCAGGAAAUGACGGGGAAGAAGCGUCAGUAUGACCAAGAGGUGGAGAACCUAGAGAAACAGCAGAAACAGACCAUAGAGCGUUUGGAGCAGGACCACACCAACCGGCUAAGAGAUGAGGCCAAGAGGAUCAAAGCAGAGCAGGACAAGGAGCUCUCCAAGUUCCAGAACAUGCUGAAGAACCGCAAAAAAGAGGUCAAACAAGAGGUCGGAAUGUCCCCUAAACACUUGAGAAAAGAGCUCAUGAAACGCUUAAAGGAAGACCUAGCAGUCGUUCAACAUGAAGAGGCUGUGGCCCAGGUUAUGAUACAGUCUUUUCAGUUGUCCUCAUGUGCUCUGUUCAACGCUCAGAUGCAGGAUGAGCAAGAGUUUCUCCAGAAGCAGCAGCAGGAGCUGGAUGGAGCUCUGAAAAAGAUCAUUCAGCAGCACAAACUAGAGAUCGCCACUAUUGAGAGAGACUGUCUCAACCACAAGCAGCAGCUCAUGAGAGCUCGAGAGGCAGCCAUGUGGGAGCUGGAGGAGCGCCACCUGCAGGAGAAACACCAGUUGCUGAAGCAGCAGCUGAAGGAUCAAUACUUCAUGCAGAGACAUCAGCUCCUCAAAAGGCAUGACCAGGAGAAGGAGCAGAUGCAGGGCUAUAACCAGCGGCUGAUAGAGGAGAUGAAGAACAGGCAGGCACAGGAAAAAACUCGACUGCCCAAGAUCCAGCGCAGUGAAGCCAAGACCCGUAUGGCGAUGUUUAAAAAGAGCCUGCGGAUCACUGGAUCGGGAACACCAGAGCAGGACAGAGAGAAGAUCAAACAGUUUGCCACUCAGGAGGACAAGAGACAGAAGAAUGAGAGACUUCAUCAGCAUCAGAAGCAUGAGAACCAGAUGAGAGACCUGCAGCUGCAGUGUGACUCCAACAUCAGAGAACUACAACAGAUGCAGAAUGAGAAAUGCCACCUCCUGAUUGAGCAUGAGACUCAAAAGCUGAAGGAACUGGAUGAGGAGCACGGUCAGGAGCUGAAAGACUGGAGGGAGAAGCUUCGUCCAAGGAAGAAGGCUCUGGAGGAAGAGUUCACACGUAAAAUGCAGGAACAGGAAGUCUUCUUUAAGAUGAGCGGAGAGUCCGAAUGCCUCAACCCAACCGCCCAGAGCAGAGUCUCUAAAUUCUACCCCAUUCCCAGUGUGCACUCCUCCGGCUCUUAAUCUUCACUGAGCUUUAUCUAAAGUGAGGAGAGCUGUUCCAGUCAAGAGCCCAUUAGCCUUUUAAAGGUAUGAAAUCAGAAUAGAUGUCACGGGGUUGAUAUGAAAUUCCAGAAAACCUGAAAGUUGGAAUCGUACAGUGAUGAAGGACAAACCCCAUGCAUUACCUACACAUGCUUUUUUGCCACAUUGCAUCGAACGGAUUAACACUUUAGUUUUCUGUAUGUUGUCUUCUUGUCACGUUAAUUUUUGCUUGAGACAUUAGCACAAAUUAGCAGUGAAUACACUCAGGCAAUAUCAUCUUGUCUGUGGAAUACAUGCAUGAAAAAGCCUUAAUGAAGGUCACUGAUGCCCAUAACAAACAAAACAUCACAAAAAUUAAACCACUUAAAUGGUGAUAGGUCAUAUUUAACAGGACACGUGGACAGUAGUCACUGUUAAACUCAAUUCUCUAAAUGUUCAAAUGAAGCUUCAGUACUGUUUGGGCUUGUAGCAGCUGUUAUAUGUUGUAUUUCUUGAAUACUCUGGCCUAUUCUGUUUUUAAUGUCCACGUAAAGAUACUUUUAAAACAAACUACUCUUUUUAACCUUUUCUUUUACUAUUUGACUUAUGGUGAAAGAUAUUUGCAGACAAGGAAUGUAACCCGUAAGAUGACAUUGCACACUUUAAAGCAAAAACAUACGCAGUAGUGAUCUCUUUAGUGCAUUUUGAAGGAAACAAAUAUUUGUAUACAAUGAUGUCUCUCUCAUCUGGCAAGUCACUUUGUGGUCCAGAGGACCCAAGUUUAUUUUUUUAUAAACAAGUUAAUUUUACAUCUUUGAAGAAGAAUAAGGCAGUCUUUGCCUUCUUGAAUGUUUCAUAUAUGGUGUUAGAAAGUUAUUUAUAGAUUUAACUUUUUAUUGUUCGUUUUUAUUUUUCCUGUUUCAUCAAUAUAUAUACGGGCAGUAUGAACUUGCACAUGUUAGAUGGUUUAUCUGCAGUUUAGUGUCUUUUAAUUUUUUUUUAUUAAAGGGGACAAUGUGCCCUUCUUUGAUCGAUGUAGAGCAGUGUUUAGUCCAUUGCAGUCUGCAGAAGUGCUUCAGUGGGAAGAGAUGAAUGUUUCUCACUGUUGCAGAGGACUUUUCAUCUGAUUCAAGCUCUAUUUUUGAUAAAACGUUUUGUGCAAGAAAUUACACACCUGUAUCUUAUCCAUAAUAUGACAUGCUGUGCUCAUAUACUUUUUGCAUGCUGAAAGAAAUCCAAAAUGCUGUAAUUUAACAGAGGCAUGAACUUUUUGAAUAGACGAUGCAUUUUACAAAGGCUGGUUCUAAAAGUUAGUAUUUGCACAAAGAGUGCAUUAAACAUCAGGAUAGUUGUUUAGAGACAGAAAACUGCUGACCUUAAGUUCCUUCAGCAAUUUGAUGGAAUAUCUGAUGCAUAUUUUUGGUCAGUUUAAGUUUCUAAUUGCUUGUAUCCAUUGGUAUGCUGUAAUAAUGCUGUAAAUAAAACUCAUUGUAUUUUCUUUGA